UCCAAGCAGAGACACCUUGACACUGCCUCCAGGGACGCCUGAAACAUGGCAGAAGUCCAAAAGGUGCAGAAGAAGACAAGCACCAUGUCCCUGACCAUCUCCUCUUCCUCCUCUGCGUCUUCCUCUCGAGAGCUCUCCUCCUGCUCCUCCAACUCCUCCUCCUCCUCCACCUUCCUCGCUCAGAGGCACUCCAGCCUGGUGCAGCCUCUUUGUGUCAGUCCUCAGGGGACUCAGAGUCCCAUCUACACUCAACAGUAUGCAGGAAGUGGAGUGGCCCCUUCUUUUGUUAAGUGCCUCCAUGACGUGUCCACAGUGAACGGUCAGCUGGUGGUCCUGGAGUGCAGACUGAGGGGGACUGCUCCUCUGCAGGUCAUGUGGUACAGAGAGGAUGAACAAAUUCUGGACUCUGAUGACUUUAGGAUACUACGAAAGAAGGCCAGCUCUGCAUCAGUGCCAGAGGAGCUGUGCACUCUGGUGAUCACAGAGGCCUUUCCAGAAGACUCCGGUCUGUUUAAAUGUGUGGCUAUCAACUCCUUUGGCACAGUCUCCUGCGCAGCAAUGCUGGAAGUUUACAAUGACAUGGAGGAGCAGUUAGAGAUGGAGGUCAUCCAUCAGCAGGAGGGAGCUCCUCUGACACACGAAGAGGAGGUAAUGUUCCCAGAUGAGACGAUCUCCUCCAGUAAAAGCACAGAGGACUUUCCCUCUGAGCUGCCUGACGCCAUGACCCUCCCUGCUCCUGAGUGGCCUGACAGCCCUCUGGAGGAUAACCUCCCCAUUGCAGAUUUUCCAGAGCCUCAGCUGGAUAUCCACUCCUGUGAAGAAGUCUUUGCUCACAGCGAGGAGGAAAGGGUCCUGAACUCAGUCAGCCUAAAGUCCCUGGAGGUCACGGUCGAAGCCUGCACACCCAGCCCUCCCUGUCCCCCCAGCCCACCACAGUCACCGACUCAGGCCACGGAGACAACCAAAACACCCAAGCUGUUCACCCCGAGCAAGCUGAACUUCUCUACCUCCAGCUCAGGAGGAAACAACAACAACAUGAACCUGUCGGACCUGCCUAGCUUCAAGCCCAGCACCUUCCCUCCCAGUGCCUUUAACUAUGAGAGACCCAGGCAUUUUAUCCAAUCACAGGCUGCCUUCCAGGCUCCCAGCUAUGAGAGCGUGGUGAGGGAGGCCCAGGAGAAGCAGAGCAACUCCCAGCAGAGUUUCAGCAGUCCUCUAAAUAGUCCUCUAAAUAGUCCUCUAAAUAGUCCGACUGUUACAGAGACUCAAAGUCAAGCUAAAGUGGUGUCUGCACAGAGUCAGUAUUUCUCACAGACUGAGUCAGUAUCCAAGUCCCUGUCACAGACCCAGUCACAGUUUCAGUCUCUAAACCUUAGUCAGAACCAGGCCCAGUCUACUGCCAAGAUCCAGACUCAGACCCAGGCCAACGGCACAGCCAAGUCCUCUCCUUCCUCAUCCAGCCUCAGCUCUCCUCUGUCCACCCCGGUCUUUUCUCCUGCAACUAAUCUUCCCUCCGCUGCUCCUUCCACCACUAACCCUUCCUCCCCCCCUUUCCCAGCCUCCUCAUCCUCUCUGCCCCGCACCACCAUGCGUUCAACCAUCACCCUUACUCCGAGUGUCCCCAGUGCCACUGGCCUCGGCAGCGCCACCCUACCAGCCAAUCAGGACACCAUGUCUGCACCUGCUGCCUACCUCUGCUCUGUGCUGCCCUCCAACUCUGCCUUCUCCCCCUUUUCCUCCUCCAAGCUGUCUCCCAACUCCAGCUUUCACUUCCCCUCCACCUCCCCAUCCCGCUCCCCCCUCCCUCCCACCAGCCCUACCCUCCCCUUGAGGGCCUCCUCCUCUCCUACGUCCCUACCCCAGCAGCCUCUGCCAGUGUCCCCUUCCCUCCCUCGCUCCCCUCUCUCUCCUCCUUCUGUCCCACAAUCCAACACUCUCAACAGUCCUACCAGAGUGCAGCCUUCUGUGGUCUCGCUGCCCGCCAGCUACAAGGGAACUCCAAACACCCUUCCUAAACCCAUCCUGAAGAAGUCUGUAGCUCCCCGGCCGUCUUCCUCUCGCUCCACAGACGAAGACAUCCAAGGCUCCAAAGACGCUCUGAUACAGGACCUGGAGAAAAAGCUGCGAUCUAAGGACGCAAGGAGACGAAGCAGCCAGAAACUGUCCUAUGAGGAGCGUAUGGCUCGUAGGCUGCUGGGUCCAGACAACGCCAACUACAUGUUGGACCAAGACAAUCUGUCAGACUCUCAACUCGACCAGCCAGAAUCCCCAGAAGGAAGACACACAGGUGGACUCUGGGGGAGGCGCCACACAGGGACAGAUGAGAGUAGGAAUGAGGGCUCAGCUAUCCAGGAGAAAUGUUACGCUCCUCGCUUUCUGCAGAUCCCUGCAGACCUCACAGUGGAGGAGGGACGCUUCUGUAGGAUUGACUUCAAGGUGGGAGGCCUGCCUACACCAGACGUCUGCUGGUAUCUGGAUGGUAAAGCCAUCCGUCCAGAUGACUACCACAAGAUGCUGGUGUGUGAAAAAGGGAUGCACUCAUUCAUCAUAGAGAUCGUGACGGUGCAUCACGCUGGCGUGUACGAGUGUGUGGCCAGAAACAGAGCAGGAGAGGGCAGAUUCAGCAUGAGGCUUGAAGUUUUAGCUCAGGAGGUUCUCCGUCCUCCCACAUUUGUCCAGAAGAUGUCGAACUCCAGAGCUUUGGAGGGCGACACAGUCAGGUUAGAGUGUAAAGUGGAUGCCUCUCCUUCACCACAGCUCUUCUGGAAGAAAGACAAAGACAUGCUGCGCAUCGAUCCCAACAGAAUGAGUCUGUACCAGGACGGGUCGGGCCGUCAGUGCCUGCUGUUAGAGAGGCUGACGAAGGCUGAUGCUGGUUGGUACACUCUCUCUGCCAUCAACGAAGCCGGCAUGUCCACAUGCAACGCCAGGCUGGAUGUCGGGACUCGCUCAGCCCCGCCUAUGAAAACAGCGCCCCCUGGAUCAAAGACGCUGAAGCUGCUGACCUCUCUGAGCCACGUGCCCUCUCUGACAGUGGAGACGCCCGCCCAGCACACCGCCCCGCUGUACGAGAGCGAGGAGCUGUAGCCUCAGACUGAACCCCGUUUUGUCCUCAGACCAUUAGCACACCUCUCAGAGCUUGUAGUCACUGUAUCAGGGCAGAUAGAGUCAGAGUAAAGAGUCAGUAACAGGAUACACUUCAGUAAACUUCUGCAGUGUCACCACGUCAGAUUGAAGAAAUAACACACAUUGUUGUUGUUGUAUUAUUGUGUGAGGUCCCUCAAUGCUUUGAUUCAUUUUACAUUUCUCAAACUAAAUGAUAUUUCAUUCUUGAAUGAAGGCUGAAACUCACAACAACCUUACCUCCAAUAUCUGGAAUCUCUAAAGAUCUCAUAUCUCCAAAUCAUCUCAAAGCCCCACAGUGUGCAAUCGUUUUCCCUCAGUGUUGCUCUUUUUGGUUUGUUUUUGUUCUCAAAUCCUCUGCCGUGGUAUAAUUCAGUGUUUAAAGUUGGUUUCUAAUAUACAGUGUAAGUGAAUUAAGCUAUUUAUAUUUUGAACUGAAGCUCUCAGUGUUGGGACUUGAAGCUGCCUCUGUCAUGGCCUGCCAAAUCCUGCAGUGGUGUUUAACAGGAAGGAGUCGGGCUGCCGUUCUGACAUCCAGCCUCCAGACUGAAGGUCAAACUGAUCUGCACUCAGAUGUAACUUAAAAGAGUUUACAUUUUAUCACUUCUGCAGCGCGGAGAAGAAAGCUUAGUGACUCUAUGCACCCUUCAUUCUUUAAGUCAGAGAGUCUCAGCGUGUUCCCAGAAGAGAAACCAUCAGACCGAGGCUUGAUUUACCUGCUUACCACAGCUUGUUGUCACUGCCAGGCAGAAUGAAGUCAUGAGAACACGUCGUCUGAUGUGCAUGUGAACAGAUUUAGGUCCCAAGAGGAAGUUCAAGAUUUAACUGCAUUUCCUUGAUAGUUGAGGUGUGGACCUCUGUGUGUAGACGACUUUGACCUUAAACUAAAAAGUGCUUUUCACUCUGAGCUGUGUCUGGAUGUUAGGACCUUUCUGUGUGACUGCAGGUAGUAGUGUGUGUUCUCCUCGAUCGCUGUUUGUUGUGUCAGAAGUUCUACAUAUUACAGGAUGAAUGAGGAAUAAAGUUAAUGCAAACUGAA
Messenger RNA from Notolabrus celidotus (New Zealand spotty), 4162 nucleotides. RefSeq names its product myotilin (gene myot). The transcript is spliced from 17 exons. The record is from RefSeq and is a predicted model, not a curated record. Gene Ontology annotation, cellular component: plasma membrane; axon. Gene Ontology annotation, biological process: dendrite self-avoidance; homophilic cell-cell adhesion; axon guidance. NCBI's taxonomy places the organism in Eukaryota, Metazoa, Chordata, Actinopteri, Labriformes, Labridae. The coding region runs from base 46 to 3087 and encodes 1013 amino acids. Gene Ontology annotation, molecular function: cell-cell adhesion mediator activity.